AUGGACAAAUCAGAAGAAGCUAGUUUGCUCGGAGAGCCAGAACCCAUGAAUAAUCCCUCUGCGGCAAGGAACAACACGAAAUAUUGUCAUUAUCAUCGGGAUAAUGGGCAUCAUACUGAUGAAUGUCGGGCUCUCAAGAAGCUAGCUUUUGAGGAAAUGCAACUGGACGAGGCAGAUCUGAAGUUUGCCUCUAUCCCUCUCUAUGGUUUUACUAGGGAUCAUCUAAUUCGCAAAGGAACGAUUGCACUUCCUGUCACUUUGGGUGAUACCCACGAACGCGAUCAAGCCAGUUCGCCAGAAGAGGAGAGCCAUGACCUAGAGCGUUAUGCUGCUCUUAAGGUUAAGGUGGAUAAGCUCUUCUCAAAUGGGUUCAUUUGGGAGACUCAUUACCCAAGUUGGAUCGCCAAUCCUGUUUUGGUGAAGAAACCCAAUGGCAAGUGGCAAACUUGUGUUGAUUUCUCUGAUCUCAACAAACCUUGUCCGAAAGACAGUUUCCCUCUGCACAAAAUCGAUCAACUCAUCGACGCUACCUCUGGGCACGAGCUGUUAAGCUUCUUGGAUGCCUACUCGGCGUACAAUCAGAUCUCGAUGUACACAUCCGAUAAAGAGCAUACCUCAUUCAUUACAGAUUGA
Messenger RNA from Pistacia vera, 633 nucleotides. RefSeq lists its product as uncharacterized. NCBI's taxonomy places the organism in Eukaryota, Viridiplantae, Streptophyta, Magnoliopsida, Sapindales, Anacardiaceae. The transcript is spliced from 3 exons. The record is from RefSeq and is a predicted model, not a curated record. Bases 1 to 633 code for a protein of 210 amino acids.